AAGCGAAUGGAUGCGGUGAGGAGAGGGAAGUCGUCCGAAAUCUGGCUACAUGUGACGUCACGAGAUUUCCUUAGAACAAGCGGCAGCUGCUGAAGCUAGUCGCAGAGCCGGGGAGGACUAUCGCCGCAAUUUCUGUCGACAAAGUAUUAUUUUCGGGCAUUAUAAUUGGCCGCAGCAUCAGCAGCAAUGGAUAGAUCACGGUCCUCCUUCUAUUUUUAUCACUGACUGACUGUUCUUUCCAAAUAUUUUGCUGCGUUGGAAGCACGCAAGCGCUCGAAGGGGGGUGUCCCUAGCUAUCAUUAUUCGACUGCCAGACCAGGGGAAAGGUUCCUCCUACUGGCCUUCCAACACCACUUCCAGUAGCAUCUGGUCUCCCAUCCAGGGACCAAACGUGCCUAGCAUCAGAGGCUGAGUCACCGCUGGAGUGCCUUGAGAGAGCAAAGGAAGACGUGGAGAACAAGAGUGAAAGAGAGGCAGUGUGAGAGAGACGAUUAGGGGAGUAAAGAGUGAGAGGAAAACAGGAGUAGAGAGGAGGUAGCGAGAAGAAAAAGAGAGGGCCAAGGGAGUUGGGGAAAAGACGGCCCGAGACAACACACACAGAGACGGAGUGAGGAGAGGAGAGUGGGUGUGUGUCUGAGGAAGAGACAGCAAGGUCAGGACUGCUGACCCCCCACCCCCCUGGGUCUGAGCACUGGGCUGACGGUCAAGGCGAAGCCACUAUGAGCGACCAAAAUGUUGUCAAGGAAGGCUGGGUUCAGAAGAGAGGUGAGUACAUAAAGAACUGGAGGCCGCGUUACUUCCUGCUGAAGACCGACGGAUCCUUCAUCGGCUACAAAGACAAACCCCAGGACGCAGACCUGGCCUAUCCCCUCAAUAACUUCUCUGUAGCAAAAUGUCAGCUGAUGAAGACGGAGCGGCCCAAGCCCAACACGUUCAUCAUCCGCUGUUUGCAGUGGACCACGGUUAUUGAGAGGACAUUCCAUGUGGACACGCCUGAUGAGAGGGAUGAGUGGGCCGAGGCCAUCCAGAUGGUGGCUGACUCCCUGGCCAAGCAGGAGGAGGAGGGGAGCCUGUGCAGCCCCACGUCGCAGAUCGAGAACGAGGUCAACGAGGAGGAGAUGGACACCUCCACCAGCCAACACAAACGGAAGACAAUGAAUGACUUUGACUAUCUGAAACUACUGGGCAAAGGCACUUUUGGGAAAGUCAUUCUGGUGAAGGAGAAGGCGAGCGGAACGUAUUACGCCAUGAAGAUCCUGAAGAAGGAAGUCAUCAUCGCCAAGGACGAAGUUGCUCACACCCUCACAGAAAGCAGAGUGUUAAAAAACACCCGGCAUCCAUUCCUAACAUCUCUGAAGUACUCCUUUCAGACCAAGGACCGGUUGUGCUUCGUCAUGGAGUAUGUAAACGGAGGAGAGCUGUUUUUCCAUUUGUCAAGAGAGCGAGUGUUCUCUGAAGACCGCACGCGAUUCUACGGAGCUGAGAUCGUCUCCGCUUUAGACUACCUUCACUCUGCCAAGAUAGUGUACCGCGAUCUGAAGCUGGAGAACUUGAUGCUGGAUAAAGACGGACACGUCAAGAUCACGGACUUCGGCCUCUGCAAAGAGGGCAUCACAGAUGCGGCCACCAUGAAGACCUUCUGCGGCACGCCGGAGUACCUGGCUCCAGAGGUGCUGGAGGACAAUGACUACGGCCGGGCGGUGGACUGGUGGGGUCUGGGCGUGGUCAUGUAUGAGAUGAUGUGCGGCCGGCUGCCCUUCUACAACCAGGACCACGAGAAGCUGUUCGAGCUGAUCCUCAUGGAGGAGAUCAAGUUUCCGCGCACGCUCUCCUCUGACUCCAAGUCUCUGCUCUCUGGCCUGCUCAUCAAGGACCCCAACAAACGACUCGGUGGCGGUCCAGACGACGCAAAGGAGAUAAUGCGCCACAGUUUUUUUGUGGCAGUAGACUGGCAAGACGUCUACGACAAAAAGUUGGUCCCCCCCUUCAUGCCCCAGGUCUCCUCAGAGACGGACACCCGGUAUUUUGAUGAGGAGUUCACGGCACAGACGAUCACCAUCACUCCCCCGGAAAAAUAUGAUGAAGACGGGAUGGGCGAGGGUGACAGCGAACGGAGGCCUCAUUUCCCACAAUUCUCGUAUUCGGCCAGUGGACGGGAGUGAAAGUCAUUGCCAGUCAGCCAGUAUCGCCCCCCCCCCCCCCCGCCGUUUCGAGGAAAACACGUAGCCAUUUUAGGAAAAGUCUCCCCUCUUUUCUCCUUCUCUGUAUUCAAGUGCAGACUGGGAGAAGUCGUCUUUUUAGGGACUAUAAAAGGGGUUUUGCACAGUGGGAUAGACUCAAGCUGGUCUCUCCACACAAAAAAAAAGUAUCUUACAUUUUCAACGCUAUAUACUGCAGAAGGCAAUGUUUUUGUUAUGUAUUUUUAUCCGUCAGUAUUAGGUUGUCGACCUGUUACGUUCUUUGUCCGUUUUUUAUUUGAUUUUCAACUUUUUUGCACUUGGUUUGGAAGAGCCGUUCUAGGGAACAAAACCAAAAAUGUUGCCUUACGUGUGCAGAUGUUUCGUAUCAUACAGACAGGGUUUGGGUCAGGGGGCUCGUGGUUCAUUCAAACGAUUAUUUUUCUCAUAUACAAUGCCAUGGCGGCGCACAUUCUCCAAUCCCAUGGCAACGAGAAUCACUGUCUACUAAAAACAACAAAAAAGACAGAACUGACGGAGUUUCUUUCAUUCCAAUUUCAUUGUCAGUGUUAUUUCUUUUCAUCCUUUUUGACCUUUUCUUUUUCAGCCAGAGAUUUCUACUUGGUUAUUGUUUGACAGAAACACUAAACUGCCAGAUACUGCACGGUUCACUCAGGCAACACAGAGCACAACCGCAUUCAACUCAGCUACCAGUUUAGCUUUACACACCCAUCAGGGAAAAGCUACUAUGAAUAUACAAGCCUUUUUUGCAUCUUUUUCCACAGUCAUUUGAUUUAAUAACUUAUUUUCAUAGCUAUAGAAAAAAUAGUGGUAUGGAUAUUUACACAAGGAAUGUGGCUUAUACAGGUCCACCUUGUGCUGUCAUCACACACACACACUAACAUCAGAGCCAGCUCUGAGCUCUGCUGAUAUGACUUGUGACAGACUAUGAAAUCUGUAUCUGUAAAAAAAAAAAAAAAAAAAGCAUUAUCUCCCCAUCAAUCACACACACACACACCCUUGGUUUUCUUCCCAAAUCGACAAGGUGGGCGGAAGGCAUCAAUAAUUUCUAACCAUGUUGGGCCACAGAUCAUGUGAAACUGAGCCAUGAAUAUACUUGUGUAUGAUGAUAGGAUGAGAACUGUGUGAGAAUGGAGAGAGAAAAGGAAAGCAGUUCCCCCCCCACACCUUUUGUGAUGUAAAUAUGCAAUGCCUUUUUUUGUUCUUAGUGGCGUCUUGGCCAGACAUGAACUUGUGUGUGUGACUGUACUUCAAGCUUGCUGACGAGAACCAAGACCGGAGGAAAAGGAAGACUGAGAGCUACGUUUUGGGUUAAAACAACGUAAACUACAAUGUUAAAGACUGGCUGGAAGCUCCCAUUUUGUGGCUGUCAUCGUCGCCUCGACCUGUCUGUUCAGAAGAGGUUUCCAUGGAGAUAAGACCUCUUUUCGCUGUUGGUCGAAUGGAUUGACACCCAUUGUACUGUUUUAUUUUUCCCUUUUCAAAUGGGACCAUGGUCAAUUCUGCAGUGAUAUAUGGUUACAUCAGGUUGUUACCAUUCUCCCCCCCCCCCCCUUUUUUUUUUGUACCAUAGUACUAGUUUUAUUUAUGUUUGUCACUCUAGGCAGUGUUACCCAGUCUUGUUCAGAGUCAAAAAGGCACCUCUCUUUCAGUCGCUGAAGGAUGAUAUUGUUGGAUGCAUUACUAAAGUCGUUUUUUUAUCCAAUUGUUUUUGGAUUGUUUGCCUGUUUGUUUUCUUACCAAAACAUUAGGGCAAGAACCCAAUAGUGGACUUGCAUUGCCGUGGUAGUAUUUAUUUUGAAUUAAAUUAAAGAAUACAUUUCAGGGUU
This is a messenger RNA of Oncorhynchus mykiss (rainbow trout), 4027 nucleotides long. Lineage: Eukaryota; Metazoa; Chordata; Actinopteri; Salmoniformes; Salmonidae. The record is from RefSeq and is a predicted model, not a curated record.